GGUGGACUAUGUGCAGAGUCCAAUCUUUGCUUCUCAUUUGCAAUCCCUACAUUGCUCCACCGACUGCAGCCAAAACAUUCAAUACCAAGCAGAACGAUCCAAUAUGGCUUGGGUACGCUCAGAAAUUGCUACACUAUUCUCCCAGCUGCACCACGUAACAGUCCUUCGUCGCACCGAGUGCAGUGGAGAAGCAGUUUCACCAGAAGGCCGCCUUUCCAACAUUGCUGCAUUUUGGACAUUGACUGUAAGCAUUGCGGCGGAGAGGGCCUGGUAUAUGCUAGGCUUCACUCACACUUUGCCAGAGGCUCUCUGUGGAUUGUUGGAUGAAGAUCAGGGCAGAUCACGAGAUUGCAUGGAUCGGUUUGUUUUGAUGUCCAAGAUUUACUUGGAGGCAGAUGAGGCUUUCGAGAACCCGAUGAAUGAUGAUAGGGUUGUUGCUGAGGCUUUGACCAAUAGCUCUGAAGCAAGCACUCGACCAAUUGUGGUGGCCACGCUUGCAGCUGGUGCGACUCAUCAUUGCGAAAUGUCGUGCGUGCAAUUGGCUGAGAAGCUCAAUCUGGAGAUUUGUUUGGCGAAUGAAGACAUUUUGCAAGAGCUGAACAAUGCUUCACGUGCAAACAGGCGCAAGGACAUGAGGCUCACGAGGGCCAUGUAUUGCGCAGCGGAAUCAAAGCGAUUGGACUCGUUGCCGUGUGAAAGACUGAGGUUGAUGCCGGGUGAUCUUGCUGCCUACGGACACACUCAGAAAAUCACCGUGGAUGAUUUCAAGCCAAGGAAAGAACGUGAAGCAUCAGCAAAAUCUUCAGAGUUGGUCAGCAAGAUCAUUAGGUUGAUCAAACAAGAUGCGUCGAGCACGCAACCAGAUGAUGAAGUGAAGCCAGCCGGAACAGAGGCUGAAGAGAGAGCAGUCGCAGCAUAUCUGGCACUCAAGCACUCGCGCGAUUUCUGCUUUGCUGGGCUCGGCGAUAUGUGGCUUUCAUGUUUGCUGCAACGUGGGCAAUUGUUCCAGCGGAAAGCAGACAAUCAGUGCUUUGUCAGCCUUGGGUUCCAAGAAUAUGUUUGCUUGGGGUGGAGAUUAGAGAAGGUUGAUUUGCAGGACGGUUCCAUUGCGUACUGGAAGUCUCCGGCUUGUGAUGAUCACUACUCUGCGAUUGCAAAUCUUCAGACUCUGAUUGUCACAGGACUGAGUGGGCUACAGCGGACAGACAAAAAUGAAGAGUUUGCAGGCAUCCCAUUCAGCUUCUGCAGUCCUGAUGACCUUCCGCGUGGACAUCGACAUCAUGGCAUCCUACUUCGGCAAACAGAAUCACCAGAAUCUCUUCUUCGCUAUAUGCUCUGCAACGGAGCAUUGGUUGGUAUCACAGACGAACGCUUGAAGCUCUUGGUUGCCCGCACUAAAGCCAAGAUUGUCAAGAUUCAGGAGAAGUCCAUUGGCAAGAGGUCAUUGCUAUGGAGCCUGAUACUCCACGUCUUUCCUGAAAAAUCUGCUGAUGAGAAAAUGGAAAUGUUAGUGGAAUUGAUGGGCAAGGCCAAAGUCAAAGAGGUUGUGCCAAACGAAAUCAUCGAUCAGGCGCUGAAUGCAAUGCCUCACGAAGAAGUCAAAGCUGAUUUUGAAUCUCUGAGAAACAGUGUGGACAAGGCAAUGAUGUCCGAGAAAUUCAAAGCAGAGGUUACCAGGAAGGUGGGAGUGAGAGGCGAACGAGAGCACUCUACGCCGGAGGCGAUCAAGAAUUUACGACCUCAAUGGAAGCAAUGUGUGCUUUGCAUGGAUGUGGGUUUAUCAUCGUUUGAAGCUUACUAUCCAGCAGGGAGACCUACAAAGUCAGUAUCCAUGAAGUGGAAGAAGAGUGGUGAUGACCAAGGGCAAGACAACGCACGAAGCAAACUGUCUGCUCUAAACUAUUGUUUAGAGUUUCUUUGGCGCAACCAUGAGGAGAAGGGAAGAGACACUGGGCAGAGCUAUGUGCAUUGGAUUGCAGCCAAAAGCCAGAUCCAGCACGGGUUGAAACAGCGCUUGCAGAAGCAUUUGCGUGUUCAGAUGAUGCUGCUGCAGUGGAUUCAGGAGAUGAACCUGCCGCAGCCAGUAUCGCUUUGCACUCCUGGCGAGCUGAUUGCAGUGCUGCUUCUUCACUUUAAUGAGGGUGGUGGGGUGCUAGCUCGCAGUGCACGCUCUGCAUUGCUGCACAUCAUGAGCACUUUGGCAGAAUCUUUGUCAACUUCGCCACCAAUGCAAGACGCAGGAGAUUGGAUGAGUGGGUUGAGGACGCGGGACCUUGCUGCAAGUGGCUACUUUGAUUGGGUUCACCAGAAAGUCGAUGAGGCCAUGAAGUGGAACUAA
This is a messenger RNA of Durusdinium trenchii, 2338 nucleotides long. The record is from the annotation of a GenBank genome assembly. Lineage: Eukaryota; Dinophyceae; Suessiales; Symbiodiniaceae.